Messenger RNA from Penicillium griseofulvum, 744 nucleotides. RefSeq lists its product as uncharacterized. Gene Ontology annotation, molecular function: alcohol dehydrogenase (NADP+) activity. Lineage: Eukaryota; Fungi; Ascomycota; Eurotiomycetes; Eurotiales; Aspergillaceae. The transcript has 4 exons. The record is from RefSeq and is a predicted model, not a curated record. Bases 1 to 744 code for a protein of 247 amino acids. Gene Ontology annotation, biological process: alcohol metabolic process.
AUGUCAAAGUCGGAGACCGGGUUGGACUGGGGUUGGAAUCAGUACUGCAAAACGAGGGAGGUUUAUGGAAAAUCCGAUAUAGAGCGCGGGGGUUUAGGAUCCGCAGCGGUUUGGGACGCAAAAUCUCUCGUCCUUAUACCUGACGAAUUGAGCUCAGCCGAGGCUGCUCCGUUGAUGUGCUCGGGUGCUACCGCUUGGACUGUCUUGACCAAGUACGGAAUCAAACCAGGCCAUCGGGUUGGAAUCCUGGGUAUUGGUGGGUUGGGGCAUAUGGCUAUCAAAUUGGCAGCUGCCAUGGGAUACCAUGUUAUCGCUCUGAGCGGGUCAGACUCUAAAAGAGAAGAUUGCAUGAGCUUCGGAGCCAAAGAGUUCUAUGUGACUAGUGCUGACGAAAUCCGAGAUAUGGAACCUCUUGACCAUCUACUUCUAUGUGGUUCGGUCUCUAUCGACUACACAUUUGUUUUCUCGCUCAUGGCGACGCAUGGGACUAUUUACCCUCUAACAGUAUCUCUCACACCAGUGUCGAUUCCGAUGACGCUUAUGAUUGACAAUGGUCUUCGGAUUCAGGGAUCUCUUGUUGCUUCCUCACAUGAUAUUAGAGAGAUGCUGCAUUUCUGUGCUGAGAAUGAUUUGGCACCUGUUAUUGAAAGAUUCCCACUUUCUAAUGAAGGAGUUCAAGAGGCUAUCGAGGCGCUCAACACUCAGUCAAUCAGAUAUAAAGCAGUCCUUUCGGCACAUGAAUGA